AUGUGCAAGCUGGUUAUAUUAUCAUUAUUAUUGGUAGCAAUUUAUGCUCUUCCUCAGAAUACAGAAAUAAAUCGGCAGUUUCAGGAUAUUUAUCCAGAUGGAAGUUAUGAAUACUUGUAUGAAACUGGGAAUGGAAUUUUUGUUCAGGAGGAAGGGAAAGCCCGUAGUAUAAAUGAAGAAAAUGUAGACCUGGUGGUGCAAGGAUCCUUUUUGUAUACUGCUCCAGAUGGAAAAGAAAUACAUCUUUCUUACGUUGCUGAUGAGAAUGGGUACCGUCCCCAAGGAGACCAUUUGCCGACGCCUCCACCUAUUCCACCACAAAUUCAAAGAGCUCUAGAUUGGAUCGCGGCCCGUUCUUUGCAGAAGAAUAGAUAA
Anoplophora glabripennis (Asian longhorned beetle) is the source of this 375-nucleotide messenger RNA. Its product is annotated as larval cuticle protein LCP-17-like. Gene Ontology annotation, cellular component: chitin-based extracellular matrix. Gene Ontology annotation, molecular function: structural constituent of chitin-based larval cuticle. The record is from RefSeq and is a predicted model, not a curated record. The transcript is spliced from 3 exons. Lineage: Eukaryota; Metazoa; Arthropoda; Insecta; Coleoptera; Cerambycidae. The coding region runs from base 1 to 375 and encodes 124 amino acids.